Messenger RNA from Scaptodrosophila lebanonensis, 6044 nucleotides. RefSeq names its product longitudinals lacking protein, isoforms N/O/W/X/Y. The record is from RefSeq and is a predicted model, not a curated record. Gene Ontology annotation, molecular function: protein binding. NCBI's taxonomy places the organism in Eukaryota, Metazoa, Arthropoda, Insecta, Diptera, Drosophilidae. The coding region runs from base 736 to 2346 and encodes 536 amino acids. Gene Ontology annotation, biological process: regulation of transcription by RNA polymerase II. The transcript has 7 exons. Gene Ontology annotation, cellular component: nucleus.
UCGUGCUCGGUUGGCCGGCCCUUUAAACUUUAUAUUUUCAAUAUUCAACACCGCCAGACUGUUACUAUACGUUAUAUAAAACAAAAUCCAACUGGUUAAUUGGCAGUGAACAUUUUAAAAUUUAUUGAAUAAUAAAGUGCUAUACAUAUGUAUUAAAAAUAAUUCGUUAUAAUUCAAAAUCGGUAUUAAAAAAUACACUUCUAUGGAGAUAUUUACAUAAAUAUGUACAUACAUAGUUGUUAGUGUUGUUUCCCCCUCUUAAUGCACUUACGUGCAAGUAUGUGUGUGCGUUUAUAUGCACCGACGGCGAUGUCGUAGCAUCGUUUCUGAACGCGCCGUAACGCAAAAACGAUAAUUGGGUUGAGGAAAAGCUUACAUACUCGUACAUAUGUAUGUAUAUUGAUGUAUGUAAACACAUACAAAUACAUACUUGUGCCUACAACGUGACCGAUUUCAAGUUUUUCCUCUUUGGAUGCAUUUGCUCGUUGCAUGCAGUUGAAAUGACAUAACUACGAGCAUUUGAAAAACCAAAAAUCACAAGAAACUACACUGCAGACUACAACGAGCCAAGCGCUUUAUUUCAAAGUUCCCAUCUCUUAAAUCAACUUAACUUGUGUACGACUGCGGAAAGGAAAAAUCGCACCAGGCAGAGAGAGCACAACUCCAAAUUAGCAACGUCGACACCGUCGACUAGUCGACAAAAGUCCAAUCUCAAACAACGCCUCCGCCACCAAAAUGGACGACGAUCAGCAGUUCUGUUUGCGGUGGAACAACCACCAGAGUACUCUAAUCAGUGUUUUCGAUACGUUACUGGAAAAUGAGACACUAGUCGAUUGCACGCUCGCCGCCGAGGGUAAAUUUCUUAAGGCCCACAAGGUGGUACUCUCAGCAUGCAGUCCCUACUUUGCUACCCUUCUCCAGGAACAGUAUGAUAAGCAUCCAAUAUUCAUACUUAAGGAUGUUAAAUACCAGGAGCUGCGCGCUAUGAUGGACUAUAUGUAUCGUGGCGAAGUAAAUAUCUCGCAAGAUCAGCUGGCUGCUUUGCUCAAGGCCGCCGAAUCACUGCAGAUCAAGGGAUUGUCCGAUAAUCGCACCGGUAACGCAGCUACUGCGCCCAAACCGGAAUCACAUCAUCGCGGCAAAUUGGGCGGAGCCUACACUUUGGAGCAGACAAAGCGGGCUCGCAUGGCCACCGGUGCCAUGGAUGCGCAGGAUGUGUCCGGAUCACGCGAGGGUUCCUCAAGUCCGUCGCGUCGUCGCCGAAAAGUUCGACGUAGGAGUAUUGAAAAUGAUGCGCACGACAAUUCCAAUUCAUCGGUGUUGCAAGCCGCCGUCGUGUCAAAUCAGUCAAUCCUCCAACAAACGAACACCGGCCUCGCCGCUUCCGCAAUGGUCGCCACCCAAAUGCCCGCCAGCUCCUCAGCCAGCAAUGUGGCUGCUGCCAGCCAAGUUACGACCCAGCCAUCAUCAUUGACCAGCACCAACGUUACCAAAAAGACUGAAAGCGCUAAACUAACAUCGACAGCCGCCCAAGGAGCCGCUGCAACUGCUGCAGGUGGUGUCAAUGCAGGACAACAACAGCAACAAACAAGCGAUGCCAUUAACACCGACAAUGUACAAACUGGUGGCGCCCAAGGCGCUCAUGUUGGCGCUGGCGGUGACGUCGAAGAUAUGGAUGUGGUCGCAGCAGGAGGUGCUGCUGUCCACACUGGUGUGGUGGUUAAACAGUUGUCAGCAACGAUCGAAAAGUCGAAUCACAAACAGAAGAACAAAGAUAGUAGUGUUUCAUCGGCAGGCUCGGAAUUGGUUAUUGAACCUAAAGCCGAAUACGAUGAGGAUGCGCAUGAUGAGAACGUUGAAGAUUUGACAUUGGAUGAGGAGGACAUGACAAUGGAGGAGCUGGACCAAACGGCGGGCACCAGUCAGGGUGGCGAAGGAUCUAGUCAAGCAUAUACAACAUGGCAACACGAUAGAUCUCAGGACGAACUCGGACUAAUGGCCGCACAGGAUGCACAGCAACGGGAUCCACAAGCACCCGGAAGUUAUGCAUCCAACUCAAGUCAAACACCGCCACCGGCCUCGACGCACUCGUUGAUACGUGAUUAUUGGUAUGAGCUUAAAUUUUCGGACUUAUUUAAAUUUAUAAAUCCGGAUGGACGUUAUCAGUGCCCCAGAUUUAACUGCUUGAAGAGCUAUAAGGACGCCAGUUCAUUGCAACGACAUAUCAGAUAUGAAUGUGGAGGACAGAAAAAAUUUCGCUGUCUGAUGUGCGGCAAAGCAUUUUCACAAAGCUCCCACCUAAAGCGGCACCUUGAAUCCGGUGUCUGUGUCAAAUAUUACUUAUGAGAUAAUGUUUUCUUCAAAAUCAAAUAGAAUAAAUGUUAUCCCAAUAGGAAGAGUGCAAAAUUUUGUUGACUAAACAAACAAAGAAACAAACAAACAAACAACAAUGAACAAAACAAUAAGUAUAUAACAGGCAAAUUAUAUCAAGGUACAGAAUCAAGAACAAAUGAACAAGAAUGUAGCAAAAACAAGAACAAUUACAAAUAACAACAAAACGAAUUUAUUGGAUGCCACAUCAUUUAUAUAAAAAAUCAACUAAACAAAACCCAUAACAAAUGGAAAACAAAAAGAAUUCUUGUUGAUACUGCAUAGUUAAAAACGUAGCUAAUAAAAAUAUUUAACAGACAAAAAUAUAUAUAUAUACAUAUACGAUAUAUAUAUAUAUUUAAAAGCAAAGUGGACAUUUUAUAGAAUUUUAGUAAAAAUAUAUUGAAAAAAGAUAUAUUGAAAAAAAAAAGAAAUGAAAAUAAAAUUAAUAAUAAAGUAUAGAAGGAGCGAGAUACAAAACCCAUACACGAAAUGAAGCUAAGAGCAAAACAUUUUAGUCAAACUAACCAAAACUAUAUAAUUUUAGUCAAAAUGCUUACAAGCAACUUAGUGAAAUUACAAAAUGAAGUGUUUAUAAAUAAUAUAUACACAUAGAGAAAAAGGAACACACUCACACAUAUGAAAAUGGGAGGAAUGCAUAAACAUAAUAGGAAGAGAAUAUAUAUAGUAUAUAUAUAUAACAACCGUACUGUGUUUAUUUGUUGCCAAAUAUAUAUAUAUAUACAUAUAUAUCUAUAUAUUUAUAAUAUAAUUAAUAUUUGUUAUCCAAAACAAUGCAAAGAAACUGUUGUAAAGCUGUUGAAAGCAAACAAAGUUAAUAAUAACACCAGGAAUGGAAGGAAGGAAGGAAGGAAGGAAGUUGGCAAAACUUAUGUUAAAGCAGUGUUGACACAUUUCAUACAUAGAAGCUAAAAGCCUUGCGAUAACUACAACUAUUUAGUACGGCAGAAAACGAUACGUUUUAUUAUACGAUAUAUGUUGCGAGUUAUUUCCCCAUAUACAUAUGUAUUGUAUAUGUAAAUGUGAAUGUUUGUUAUAAAACAAAGUAAAAAGUGCAUAAAUGCAAGUUGUUAGACACACAGAAUGAAGAUUUACGAGUAUGUGUAUAGUAGUUGGAGGCUCAGAGUUAGAGUUGAGAGCAAACGAUUUAUGAAUAGUUAGUGCAAAGGCCACAUGAUUUGUUGGUUCAAAGAACAAAAGUUUAUAUACAACAUAUACAUAUAAAAUACACAUCUAUAUUAACGUCUAUAUAUAUAGUAUACAUAUAAUGCUAUGUUAGCAACUGUUGUCUGUUACUGAUGAGAUGCAAUAGCCAUACGAAGGUUGGGUUAGAGAGUUAUGUCUAAGAAGAUGUAGGGCGAUGAGGCAGCAUUUUUGAGACACAUUUUGAAGUAGCCGAUUAUUAUUGGCGCCUGUUUCUUUGCAUGUUGUGGUCUGAUGGUUUGUGCGCGGUAUUUGGGUUUGUUUGAGUGCCAAUUCGUUCAUGUACAAACAUGUACAGCUUAAUUUCAAUUCAAAAUCUUCAUUUAAUUACCAAAUAAUAACAACAAUGUGCCAUUAAUAAUUUAAAUUUAAAACAUGCCACCCAGUAGCCGCUUUCGAAACCAAACGAAUGAAAUUCAAUGCUGCAACCAAAAAUCAGAAAAAAUAAUGCAACAUAUACUCGUCAGUAUACAAAUCGAUAAACAAUUUUAUUUUUAUUUUUGUUCUUUUAACAAUAUACGUUUAGAUAUGUUUUAGUUGGCAAAGCUCUGCUAGCUGCGAAAUUGAAUAGUUAUUAUUUAUCAAAUUUUUCAAAUGUUUAGAUGAGUGCCAUUAUUUGUUAAAUAAAUUCAAUUUACAGUUGGAAAUAAUGGGAAUUUCAAUCAACUGGUAAUAGUCAACAGGGUGAUGAGGAAACAAUAAAAAUCGUUUUAAUUUUCAAGCAAUUAGUUGAUUUUGUUUUCAAUGUUCAAUAUUUACAAAACAAACAAAAAAAAUCUGAUUACAAAUCCUUCGUAUUUGCUUAAACACACCAAAAAGCAAACAUAAAACGGUAGAAUGCAUAAUAAUCAGCAUAUUAAUACAUUAACAAAGGGCAAUAGCAUUAACAGUUGAACUCGAAUCCACUAGACAAAUUAUACAUACAUAGAGAAAAGUAAUAAUAAAACUGUUGUUAUCAACGUAAAGUUCUUCAAACUACAUACAUCCUGAACCAUUUUCAAUAGGAAGCGAGCGAGGGAGGGAGGGAGAUUAGAGAGCAAAUUUUAAGUUUAUUGACAAUUUGUUUUAACAUAGUUUUUUGUUCGUUUAGAUGUGCUAAUUGAAUGAAGUGCGCAAUUUGUCUUGUCCGACUUGUAUUUAUGUCAAUUUUGAUCAAUAGUCAUAGGUACCUCCAUACAUAUAGAAUGUUGAUUUAGCAAUCAAAACACAAGACAAAUUGAAAGUGCACUUUCCAAUGUUCAUGGCUAAUGAAAUUAGUUGAAAAUUUAUGCGUUUUUACCUGUUAAUCUAUGAUUUAUUUACCCAACUUGUUGCAAGUCAAUGCGUAGCUAAAUUAUUCUAUUUUUUACUGUUACACUUUUUUUUAGAGUAAUUGGAGUCGUCUUAACAUUGAAUAUUAGUUCUGUUGCAUUGUUUUUAACAUAAUUGUAAGACGGUUUUACAUAGAUUGUUUAUUAUUUUUUAUUAAUAUUUCGUUUAAGUUUUAACCUGUUAUUGUUAAUUAAUAUUUAAAAAUAUAUAUAUAUUAAAAAUUAAAAAAAAAAAAAAUGAAAAUUAGUCUAAUGUAACAACUAGAAGCAUAAGAAGAUACAUAAUGAACAAAAUAUACUCCAAAGAAACCAACCAAAUAUAUAUGUAUAUAUAUAUAUAUAUAUAUAUUAUAUACAACACAUAUACAUACAUAUAUAAGAGGACAACACAUAUACAUAUAUACAAGGACAUAUAUGUAUAUAUCUAUAUUUAAAAAAAAAACAAUGAUAUGAUGUUUUAGUAAAAGUGUAUUUGGAACCGAAUUGCCAUAUUUAGCAGCAAAUUAACGACAGUGUAAAUUAUACAUACAGUAAACACAAAUGCAAAGGAAAACACAUAUAUUACAAUAAUUACCAGAACGAAAAAAGAACAAGCAAAUUUAAAUGUAACGAACGAAUGUUGUUUAUUUUUCGUAGCGGAAAUUGACAAAAACAAAAAUGGUCUUUAUAUGAACAUAAAUAUAUUUAUUGUUAACAAACAAACAAACAAACAAAGAAACAAAACAAAAACCACGGAAAAGGCGAAAUUAUGAAACAAAUUUAUACAAGAAAAAAACACGGAUAGAAAACAACUUAAAUUGACGAAGCUGAUAUUGUUAGUACCUUAAAAAUAAUAAUAUUAAUAAUUGUUAAAAUAACUAGCCUAAUAUUAUUGAAGAGAACAAAAUUAUACAGAUGAUGUGGGAAAUGUACUGCAAAAUGUUUUGCAUGUGUAAACCAAUUAACAACACUUGAGAUUAUUCUAUGUUAAUUUUAAACCACUUGAACACUUACCAACCUAUUUCAAAAUUGUUAUUUUUGCAACAAACGAAACACCCUGAACAGAGAGCAAACCUAAACGGCAUUAUGCCAUUUAUGUAUGAUGUAAACAUGUUUGAAUUUAUAAAGUGGUAAUAAAAGUAAUAAAGAUUGAUAUUGAAA